Messenger RNA from Amoebophrya sp. A25, 13649 nucleotides. The record is from the annotation of a GenBank genome assembly. Lineage: Eukaryota; Dinophyceae; Syndiniales; Amoebophryaceae.
CAUGAACAUGAGCAAGAAGAUGAAGUUUAACUACAACAACCAGCAGCAUCUCGACGCGUUCAACGUCUUCUCCUUGUUGCGUCUUUGGUGACCACAUGCUUCACCGAUGCUAUCGAAAUCGAUAUAGAAGUUUAAACAAAGUAGAAGUUGUCGUCUUCAGGAAAAUUAUCUACUUAGGCAGAUUGCCACACGGAUUCACAUCGUCAUCGCCAGAACUUCCGAAGACUCGCGAAAUCGUGGGAAAAUGUUGUUAAAAAACACGACAAACCCGGAACUAAGCGACGAUAACUGGCAUCUCAUAUUCCAAUUUUUGUUAUGGAAAUAAUGGUAAUGAAUGACGUGGUACCUGUAGAAGUAUUUUCCUCGAGGAUAAGGAUCAUUCGCACUAUUUUCCUCCAUGAAUUAAGGCUCAGCUUUCAAUGGUCACCAUUGAGAUUGGGGUCACUGAGAUCCCUCUUGAGGAAAGAUGGGGGAAAAAUGAAGGAAAAGCAAAGGGAGAGGCAUGGGGCCCAUUUCUUUCAGAGUCAGUGACCAUUGAAUGCUGAGCACUACACAUAGAUACCGCGAAUGAGGAAAAUAGUGCGAAUGAUCCGUAUCCUCGAUGAACUAUUUUCCUCCAUGAUACUUAAUAUCUUUCAUCCUCGUCCUCGUUUUUAUCUGGUUCAUUGUAAUAAACGUGGCUAGUUUACGUCAAUUUAACUAAUGGUUGUUCCCCCCUUUGAAUAAGUAGCCUUUUUUUACUAGCCGUUACCCUACCGAAGCCUAGCUCGUCAUCGUUUCCUUUUUUCAUACUCCCGCGCAGACGAGUUAGCGGGUGUCGCGCCAGUAUGCCGCCGCUUCCAGGAGAUCGCUUAUCACAAGAACUUGUGGGAACACCACCUGCGGGUUUUAUUCGGAAAGACUACAAUCUCUGCGAAGCAAAAACCAUCUUAUUUUAUGACGUUCUUGAUCUUGAACUUGAAAAGAUAAUGAAGUGUACUCAUUAUAGUCAACAUACAACUUUUUAGUCAUAAUUGUACUGAAAAAAUUGUCUUAGGGGGAAGCUAGCAAUUGGCUAGUGAGUACACUUUGUCCUGUCAUAACAUCACAUCAAGCACAUCAGCAGCAUCUUCCAGGAGGCCCACAGCCACAACAGCCUAGAACAACUACUACCACAACUGCGCCUUUUCAUCAAUCUUCGCAAAAAUCUUCUAGUACUCUAGCAGCUAGUAGUGCUGCAGUAGACAUAGAUGUCGAACAAUUGCCUCCUGCUUCUGCAUAUCAACAAAACGGAAGUGAUGCAGGUGGUCAAAGGAUUGCUAGUGCUGGACCAGGAGUUGAUCAAAGUGCAAGUGCUGGCACGACGAACCCUUCAACAGGAUCUGUUGUACCAGAUCAAGAACAACGGGAAGCUACAGGAGGAGCCGUAUUAAACUCAGGAACAGCUAGUACUUUUACUUCUGAACAACCCCAUCAAGAAGGACAGCAGCUGUCGGCAAGAGAACAGAUCGCUUCCAUCAUCGCGUCUGACUUUUUUCUCGCUUGGAAGCAAGGACACACAGAACACCUGCCGAAGACCGCUCCUUGCGUUUUUUCACAUAUUGUCAAAAUUAUGCUUCAAUGAAUCAUCCUUAUCCUAAAGAACUUAUACAUAGAUACUUAAGGCUGAUACUACUACUUACGACUACUCGUCACAAAAUUACUAAUUAAUAAUUCUGGCUUAUAGAUACUUAAGUCCUCUGGCUCUGUCAGUUGCUUGUUUCUGUUUAUGUUGUACCAGUACCGGGUAAUUCGACAACAACAGCAAACCGCACAACCAGGACAUCUUUAUAUAUUACCUCAUUAUACACAACUAACAAACCUAACAAAUCAACUAACAUAACAAUGAAUGGUUCUCGUAUUUGGUAACCUGAAUUUGAUCACAAGGAUUCUCUUCUUGUUUUCCUUAUGAUCAAAAUCAGGCUACCAAAUACCAGAGCCAUUCAAACAAGCAUAGCCUAAGAAGGUAAGUAGCAAACCUGGCAUUAUAUUAUCGGUAUAAUGCUUGCUGCCGCCCCUGUCCACGACACAUCUUUGACUAAUAUAUCCUCAUGCUGUAGUACCUCUUCCUACAUCUUUCAUGAGCUACAACUAGGCGCGGCCCUCUACCCCUCGAGUAACACCUAGGCUCGCCUCCUUCUUCUAGAAGUACCUCCUUAAUAUUUUUGUUCAAGCAUGCAUCGACUGAAGAUCAAGAUGAAGAUUCAUUAUGAUCUUUAAGUAUACUUGUAGUUGCUCCUACUUAGAUGAAGAUGUUAUUUUAACUAGAAGGUCUUCUCCUAGAACUAGAUGAACUAGUAGUACGUCUGGUGCUCUAAGAAAAGUUGGUAUUUCUUCUCCAGGUGCACUGGACGAUGCACGCUUGUGGUCGAAGCCCCCCAGCCGGACAGCGACGGGCUUGCUCAUGCUGCGGUACAAGAUGUUAAACUCCAUUGCCGUUCCCGUUCAUGAUUACGUUAUCACCAGUAUGAUCUUUGUAGCCACACGACCCACGACCCACGACACGUUUCUUCAAUCUCCUCAGGUGCGCUACCUUUGCCAUCCGUUUUUGCAAGAAAACCGGUUAAUGCGAGUGGUCUUGGACGAAAAUCGAAGGAAUGCGUUAUUUGUCUUUCGGGAGGUUCCUUUUCUUCUGUCCCAUUUUCUGAAGGGGGCAUCACCCCCGGCCGCAGCAGGGGCAGGCUCCUUUAUGAAUACUUCUGAGGCUUGUUCAGUAGAUUCUUGAAGUGGAGCUGGAGAGCGAGAGAGGAGAAGAUGGAAGAUGUUGGAUCCAUUUUGUCUUUCCAUGUCGCUUUUCUGAGUUUGUUAAAUCUCGUGUGUGGUUUAAGCCUACAAGUUCUAAGAGUACUGCCACUUCUUCUGGUGUCAGAUGUGAAGGGGAGAUACCGUGGUUUGCGACAUUGCUGUGGUAUGCGAGAAUAAACAGAAACAUGGGGCAGCUGAACAGGAGGGACCAUGUCGAUCACAAAAAUGCGCUCUUGGAAAGACAAAAUGUUAAGGCAAGAGACUAUAUUAUUAUUACACCUCAAAUGCAUUAAAAAUAAUAAUAUUUCAGCACCAUCCAAAAAUUUGGGUGACCUCCUCAGCAAGAUAUUGAGAUUCCUUCAACUACCUUGCCAUUCCAGCAUCAUCCUUGGCUAACUCUCUCUCCUUCGAUAUGGCUUACGGAAGUAUGCAAGAGGAGUCGCAGGAGCAGUCGGAGAGUGCCUUAGAGCCCCUUCCAGAUACUGGCACCUUACCAAGAGGUGACAUGUUAUGGCCGCUUGAUACUACAUUGAGCCCUUAAGGCAGUCUGCACUGUACUUUGUGCGAGAGUAAUUGUAAUUGUAAUGGGUUCCUGGGUUGAUGUGGCCCCAUGAUGAACGUGCCGAUGUUAGUUCAGAAGUUUCUUAUCGAAUUUUGCGUGCGAAGUUUCAGUCUAUUAAUACUGAAUUAUACUUGGUUGGUGCAACAACUAUUUACAGUUACUGAUCACUUAAACUAUUGUUAUUAUAGACGCCAAUCUAUUCACUUAUCGACAUAUUUUUUACAGUUACUGAUACUUACAACUCUCAAUUUAUUAACUACGGUAAUUAGUAUGUUGUAACGGGGGGCAUCUUCUUAGUUACUUACUGUUACUCUCCAACGGUCUAACGGACCAUCUCUAAAGACGAUCCGCGCUGAGACUCACCUAGUUUUCGAAGAGAGGGAUCCGUUGCCUCUCGAUCCCCAACAAGCUGUACUAGAGCAUGAUGUGGAACUCCUAGUGCCUGCACGAUUUGACCUUCCGACAGGUGACCACUCGUGUGAUGACGGAGGAGGAGCGCAACUAGAACAAGGACAAGAGCCAGCAUUUGGAAAUUCUAGUUCAAAAACGACGACAAGAACAUGCUUUUCUUCGGCAUCCGGUAGCAGCUCUUCAAGUUCAGCAUCUUGUAAUACCAGUAAGAGUAGUACCCUAUCAACAGCUUCAGCAGGAGCGGCCGCGUUGGAACAGCCGGCAAGAACAGUAAUAAAUCAUCAAGAAAAUGAUAAUCAUCAUCGAGUUGGAGGAGGCGAAGUAGAAGAUUUGUUACCCUUAUUUCCUGUGAUUAAGAGACUUGGCAGCGAGCGCGGUUCGCAUGGAAGUGGUGACACACCAGCCGCGUGGCGUAGUCCACACGAUCACCACCCUAGCAUAGUCCCCGACGACCGUAUUCAACUUCCUGGCACCUCGAACUGGUGUAGUUCCAACCCGAGUUCUAGUAGUGCUAGUGCUUCCACCUCCACCAUUAGUUGUUCUAGUAGUACAGCAAACUCAAAAACUGCGAAUGUCAUCUCGAGCUCGACGACGUCAAAAAAUCCAUUGUUGAAAAAUUCUACUUUCUCUAGUAGUAGUGGUAUAACAAGUGGACAACAUCAGUUUGGAUCUACGGCCGCAACAUCUCGUAGCACUUCUUCAGCCUCUACUUCUUCUACCUCCACUUCGAGAGGUCGACCUACUUCACAGGAGCGAGCAGAUGAACGGGUGCUGGAAGAGGGGGUCGUGACUGGCUAUUUUUUUGAGGAGGAACAUGAUCCAAGAAUUACAACUUCUGCACCUCAUGAUCAUGUUACAGUUAUGGCGGUUAAAAUAUAUGAUCAUUCCAGAUGAAGUGAAGAGUAAUGUGAAGAUUACUACUUAGAUUUGAUUGCGAAGAGCAAGAUGCUGAUGUUGUAAUAAAUCCAAUUUUUUUUUUAUAUAGAAACUGUGCUAAGAUGGCAGUUGAAAUAAGUGCUGCAAAUCUUGAUUGGCUUUUGAUGCGCGUAAAACGGCGAAGCGAUGCUCAAAGCACUUAAAUAAACAGCCGGCUUGUUUUCCUCUUUCUACUUUUAGGCUAUCCCUUCUUGUUGCAACCAAUAUAUAGAAACUGCGCAAAGGAUAACUACGGAUAAUUACGCACCAAUACGAGGAGUUUCCGCGACUGGUUCUACUUGAGAAACGUACUGCUUAUAAUUAGUUUCAAUAUUCCUCCAGCACCAGCUCCUUUCAUAAUUUCUUCCCAAGUCGGCGUUGCAAAGGGAAGCAAUGACUCCGCUUUGGCGAUCAAGCGAAUCAUGAGGGAUAUCCUUUUGCUUCUGAGGAGGCUGCAUGCUACGGGUAAUGGGCACGGCAACUUGGAUGCUAGUAAAGUCGUGCUCGAUUUAUGGAGAAGGACGAAAAAAGACAAAGAGGUUUGUAGGCGAUCAAUCUAAUAAGCCAGUCCCUGAGUAUGAUGGUGAUGAUGAGCACCAAGAUCCUGACGAUCUUCCUGCUCAGAGGUUAAGGCUUCAGGAUCUUGGUGCUCAUCAUCGCCAUCAUAUCCAGGGACCACUGGCUUAGUAGAUUGAUCGCUUACGGGGUUCUUGUUGCACUUGAACUUGUAGAUGAAGACAUGGCAUUUUUUGAAGCUCUUGUUCACACAACUUUUCACAGUCGUGGAGGUGGAGGUUCUAAGGAACUUGAAGUAGAGUAUGAGUGACUGCAUUCUCUGUUUACACCUCAAAUUUGAAGGGUUCUCCUAGUUACAAAAAUCCCAUUCCCGCAGAAAAAUAAAAUGGGUUCAUCUAAUUCCCUCAGAAUCUGGUAGGCCCAUUGAGUUGUUGGACUUUUUCUUCGGUUCCGGGAUAAAUCCGAAGUCGACUGCACGUUUAGCGCAUGACCGGGAAUCUCUGGGCAUAAGCUACGUGAAGAAACCACCAGAAGCGCUACUAGCACAGCUGCAACCACCUGGAGGACUACCACUACAAACGAGGCUUUUAUGGCGAGGAAGAUGACAAGAAAGAUUCUUUUGUGAGUACGAAUAUGCUGCGCAUACAAAAGAUCAUGUUGAAGUUAGUCUUAGUACAGGUUCUUGUACAGUAGAGCAUCAAUUAUAAUUGUUAUAUCGCGGACAGGUUGCUGAAUAGAAGAUCCACACCACUACAUCAUAAUGAAUUAGUACGACCUCCAGUAGUAACCGCUAAUACUCUUCUACCAAGUAGAAGACCCCACGGGCAGUGGCACCACGACGACUAGCGCGAUCCCUCCUCCCAGUAACGUGGUCCCCGUACACCCGGGACCAGGGAAAAACCCCGUUUUCGACAGUGACUUGUGGCAACUGGGCUUGCUCUUAGGCACACUGUGCGCUAGGAAGAUCGGCUGUAGCUGGGUUACGCAAUGGCUGCCGCCGAAUGUACUUGAUCUUGACACACGAAGGCUAAUAAGACCUCUUUACUACUAGCAAAAAGUAGAGCACAGAGCUACCAUCACUGAGUCCACUAGAGGCUACCAGCACAGAAGCUCCAAUGAUCCCGUCACUGAGUCCACUACAACUUGUGAUUUAGCUAGUUACUUGAACAAUCAUAACGUGAUUUUUUGACUUCUAUGAGUGAACAAGAUUUAUCGAGCCUUGUUCUUUUUCAAUUCGUCCUUCAGUUGGCGUCUCUGGUACUUGAUAGCGAGUUAAGUUGGAUCUACCAGCUUUUUGGGCUGUUAGGGACACCAACGGAUUGGGUUGCUCUCGCUGGUCGCGAUUUCCCGAAGUGGAGACCCUGUGGACUUUUUACAGGAAGGUACUGUAGCUGUACUGUAACUGUUGUAUGUUCUCUUCCUAAUAAGCUGUAACUGUAACUGUAGCUGUAACUGUAGCUGUAACUGUAGCUGUAACUGUAGCUGUAGCUGUAACUGUAGCUGUAGCUGUACUGGAGCUGUACUGUAGCUGUAACGGUAACUGUAACUGUAUUUCUUCCUGAUCAUAGGUGUUGUGGUCCACAUGAUCAUGAAGAUGGAGAUGAAGUUGUAGCCCAUUGUAUCGAUGGUGCAGCCACGAAUACUUCGAAAAAAAGAAAAUUCAUCUUUUCAGCCAUUCGACAACUAUGUCUUCGUCUUCAAGUGUAACAUCUCUAGCGCUACGGCUACUUCAUUUUCACGCGGAGCGUCCGCCCACCUCCCGCAUCACAAGAACAUCAACAUCAAUAAAUCGAUUCUCCACAACGACUUCGUUCGAACAAAGGCUACUUGUCGAAAUUCUUUCUGUUUCUCCACCAAACAACAAGGUAUACGACAUCAGAGCAGCGUUCUUUUGUCAAAAAUCUUGGUGGCCAACUUGGAGUCUCUUUUUUGCGUGGCUUACUGAGGAUGGACCCAGAUCGUCGUUUCACGAUCGCAGAAGCACUUGCACAUCCCUAUUUUGAUGAAAUUCGGGUGCCGGUACAAGUGCCACGGGGGGUGGAACAAGGGCCGGAUCAAGGAGUACUAGAACAACAGGAGAUGGAACAAGUCGUGUCUAGUAUUUUUAGCGACAACAGGCACGUCGUGUCUAGUGCUCCCACCACUGCAACUACGAUUACUGCUUCUCCGGUAUCUUUCGGAGCAGGUCCUUCGGUUUCGUCAGCAUCAACCUCAGCCGCUGGUGCAUCUUCAACUUUAAACAGACAAGAGAAGCGCUCUCCUGCAGCUCUGCGUCCCUGGAAUGCGGACUAUUUUCUCAGAAAGUUAAGAGCACUACUAGAUGAAGAAGAUGUAGCAGCUAAAAAGGCGUGGAUAAUUUGUACUCUGUACUACACCCUCCGAUGUACUGUCUUUCAUCUUGGUAAUAUCUAAUAUAGUUUCUAUCUGCUAUGAUUAUUCGUUCUGUGUUUUCUGCAAGCCCUGCGAUAAAGCUUGAUCUUCUAAGAACAAAAGCCGGGGGUAGUUCUACCGCCGGAGGACAACGACUACUACAGCAGCAGUCCUCUCAAAGAGGAAAAGCUUCUUCAAGACAUCAACGGUUCCUUGAUUCAGUGAAUACGCAAAGUUUUUGGGCACCACAUCCAAGAUUACGACGGUUCCCUGGAUUUUUUCAGUCCUCUUCACCUGACGAUGUUGGUCAAUUGGUCAACAACAGUUGUGACGAUGAAUAUGCGUAUCUGCGAACGUUGGAGGAAUAUUGUACAACUUCAUCAACUACAACUUGAUCUUUCUGUUCUGUCUGCCACCUUUUGUAAUGUUCACUUUAUUACGUAAUAUUAACAAGAACUUGAGGUUUCCGAAACAUCAAGUAAAAUUCAAGAUCAUGCUAGCCGAUUUAUAUGAUGUAGCCUACAGUAAUUCAAUCAAUUUAUCAUCACGUUCACGACCGUAAAAAUAUCCUCAACCAACGAACUCAUGAUAAACCCCCCUGCUCAGGUCAGGACGUAGCCCCUAUAGCCGAAGCAUGUCACAAAGAUGACGAGAUGAAAGUAGUGGCAUCGCCCGAUACAAUAUCAGCUCCUGCGACAUCUUCAACAUCUUCAGCAGCCGCUUCAUCAUCCUCGACUACAUCAUCUUCGUCAGCAUCUUCUUCAUUUGUUCUUCCUCCUACAACACCAAACAAAAUCCCGAGGCUCCCUGCUCCAGUGAUCUGCGGCAAUCAACUUGACAUAACAGUCGAGAUGCGAUCUGUUCUGGUUGAUUGGCUCGUCGAGGUCCAUCACAAGUUUCGGUUUGACUUCCCGUCGACGCUUUUCCUAACCAUAAACAUCUUGGACCGGUUUUUGUUAAGGCUAUCCUCAGCAUCGUCCUCAGCAUCAUCUCAAGGAAGCCCCACCUUCCAAGGAUACUAUUAAUUGCGAAGCGAGUAUCAGUUUUCCUUUUUCUUCUUCAUCUUUUCUCCUCUCUUUCUCUCUGGAAACCGUACAAAGCCACACUAUUCGGCGAUCAUCGUCAUCAUGUUGAACAAGGUCCACCCUCUGCUUCCACCAUCACCCUGCUAGGGCUACCAGCAUGGUGGAUUUUUGUUCUGUUUUUAGCAGCGACGAGAGCAUUGCAAACCGGUUCGUCUCCUUGAGUCCUCAGUUACUUACUCUCAAGGAAGAAGGUGCGAACGCGGUAGAAGCUCUAAUUUUGCAGUUCCAUGUGCUGAAUAGCCGAAAACGGUUUCAACUAGUCGGAUUAGCGUGUCUUUUGCUCAGCAGCAAAGUCGAGGAAACCAGACCGGCGAUUGUGGAGGAAUUGAGUACAACUUACACUUACUUUUGCUGUAAACCAGACCUGCGAUUGUGGAGGAAUUGCUUACAACAUAGUUUUGCUGAGUACAACUUACUUGUUUGUUUGUUUUGAUGCGCUCCGGGCGACGCGUACGAUCCCGCCGGAUUUCUUUGUGCUCUGUGUGUGUAGUGCUAUGGUCGUCAUACAACUUACUUAUUUUGCUAUCAGGUUCAUGUUGAUCUGGAUGAUGUACAUGUACUUACACUUCGUACUAACUUUUGCUAACAUAAUGUAAAGCAGCCGCUUAGCUUUCCCUCUAUUCUUAGGUAUAUCCCACCACGCCAUGCUAUCACGUUGAUAGUGUUGAUAGGUGCUGUCGGUUUGCUACUUGAUGUGUUGACACCUGUUGAAAGCCGAAUGGCAUUUUCGGGAGUAUUUUCGGGAUCCUCAAUCUGAGUUUUCACGACUACUAGUUGAAAGAACCUAUGUAUUUAUGAUAACUUACACAACCGACCCAGGCUUCAUCUGCGAGCACACUUACACCGAAGAGGAGAUCCGUGGGAUGGAGUUUUGCGUAGUGAAAACCCUGCUCGACAACGGUCACGUGUUGAGGGUGCCAACAGCAUACACGUUUUUAGUUAAGAGAAGCAACGAAAAUUAUAGAGAGCUUUCUACUCCAUAAAAUUUCCAUCCUCGUCAAGCCUUCUUGGGUUUUAUUUUUCUGAUACAUAGGAUUAGGAAGAUGGUAAUGGCCAGGUGUUAAAAGAUAAGUGAUCAACAUUAUUCCACAGGAGAGAAGAUGCUAAUCAGCAAUCGGUUAGUUUUCCCUCUAAUCGUAGGCUUAUCCCUACUUCAAACAAGCUAAUUACAUAGAACUACGUGGUCUCUUUUUGUUCUUCUAACGUCACACGUGAUCCGAGAUAUUAUGUUUGCCGCUUUGUUCCGCAAUUGGUGCCGGUAUGGCGUGGCAGCAUGUGUCUAGAUCCAGUCGUUAGCAUGGACAGCUUGGGAAUGAGGAAUGUUAAGGCUUCCGCGAAUCUCCCAUGUUGUUUGAAAAGCAUCUUUCGUGGGCUUCCGUGUAACUAAGAGGGUAAGGGAGAUGAAACGGGCCGCCCAAGAUCAAGGAGAUGCUUUUCUUCAAGAAUCUUCUGGGAGAAGAUCCCCGGAAGAGGUCUAAGAAUGCCUGCGUUCCUUGCGCCGCUCCAGUUCCUCCUAGAGGACCAGAUACAUCUCAAAAAAUGUCUGAAGAUGUAGAAGAUGAUGAAGGAGCUGCUGCAGCCGCGGGCGGGCGUGGAGCAGAUGUUGAAUCUAGUAGUUGUUUUGGAUUCGGUACUUUCGGUUCUUUGUCAAUGGGAGCAGGACGAGAACAAAGGGAUGAAAGUGGUGAAGGAGGAGGUUCUGGAGGUGGAGGAUUUGUUCCCUCUGCUCGUCCUUCUGGUUCAGCUGGUGGAGACCCAACGAGUACAACGAGAACGACUGACGUAAAGUCUAGUACAAGAACGACUGACGUAAAGUCGUCUCCUGUGUUUAUCCGUUCUCUUACCAAUGCCUAUGCUUCAGAGCUACUGGCUAUAAAUCGGGGACGAAAUAAUAAUACGACCUAUAAUGUUGAUGUUGGUAUUAACAUUAAGGACGCGGAGCGUUAUAAUGUUGGUAAGGACGCUCCACCGCAUGGGUAUCAGGCUUUCCUAUUCGAAUUGGACCGGUCCUAUGUGGCAGACUUCAUACUCGAACUGUCACUUCUGGACGCGAGUUUGUCUGGUCUCUUUAUGGGUCUACCGUCAAUCCAUCUUUAAUCUUUUGGCCAACUGAAGAAGCUAAAAGGUGUUCCAAAGGAUGGGCUGUUAGUGCCUCUAAUCUCUUCCCGAGUAGUCUCGCAGAAGCAGCCAUGGAUUGCGCUGAGAUCAUCUUGGUUCAGUGGGUUCUCUGUUUCGCUGUGAACGAGUCGCCUGAAGAAAUACAGCACUACAGUGAUGCGAACACGAUUCUUCGUCAAAAAUUUACCUGCCCUUCUUCGACUUCUGGAAAAGGAAGUCGAGUAGAUCUAGAUGAUACCAACAACAUGAAGAUGAACAACAACACGAGGGCCACUUCUAGUUCUAGCACUACAACUUCUAGUACAAGAAGUGGAAACGAUAGUACAGCAACAUCCUCUAGUACCUCAGCCAGCAUGAUGAACAAUAACACGGCUCAACAACUAAAAGCAAAGAGAGACCUCGUAAAGCAGCUUUACAGUUUAGCAUUCGAAGCACCACGUAAGUUUGUGCCGCGAAAUAGAGAAGGGCAACCAAUGCGCCAAGCAACGGAGAUGCACGCGGUGCAUAAGAAAUACGCGCAUGAGCGCUUUCAGGGAAUUUUUGCCCGUGUCUUUGCAUCGCAUCACUACGUCGUAGGAGCAGGAGAAACUGCUGUAGCUGCUAAGGCUUACUUGUUCCGGUGAUCCAUCUUUAGAAGCAUCUUGGGGCGCAUCUUGUUCCUUUCUAAGGGAAAAACAAAGCCAAGAUGACUCUCGGGAUGGAUUCCGGGAAGAUCUAAUGUACGUCCAGCACAUCAGCAACAGCCGACAAGAACUGGCGAUCCUAGAACAACUAGUACAGAAGUAGAUCAACAACAACAUAGACCUCCUCAGAUUGGGAAUACUUUCGGCCCACCUAAUUAUAUGCAGCAUGUUGGUGUUGCUGUUGCAGACAGUGUUGACGGGCAAGGGGAAGAGGAAGACCUAGAGGACGAAUUUUUCAGAGACAGAGAGGCACUUCAACACAGAGGAGGUCAAGCAGUUGGAGGAGGUCAAGGAGUUGUAGUUGAUCAACGUGUACUAGGAGGUGAUGUAGAGGAAGGUGGAGGUGCAGAAUUGCAUAUUACCGAAGUAGGAGGAAGAGGACAUGGUGGACCACUCCAUGGUCAAGGCCAUGUACAUGUACCACUACCUACUACUGGCCGUGGUGGUAUGGUACUAGGAUCACAACAAGAUCAAGAAAUACAAGAAGAUCCUAGUUUUCCUACGCCUACGCCAGAUCAUGGGGAAGAUGGGGCCCAUUCCCACGAUGACCAAGAACAUCUUCAAGGUGAAACGUCAUCUUUGCCGUCAGUCGCUGUUGUAGCACCUCUUGAUGUUAAGACACGACGACUGUGGGUGUUGUGCACUUCUUCUAGUCUCGUCGCGUCAUUAUCUUCAUCUUGUGAUUUAGAAGACUUCGACUACAGCGAAUUCGAAGAUGUUGCAGCUACUCGACGCACAUGAUCUUUACUUAUACCUACUUCUUGAUCCUAUCCCCCACUUCUAAGAAACCCUCUUCCGCUGGUUCUGCAGGAGAAACGACAGCUGUUAGACCAGGAACGAGUGUUUCAACAGCUGCAAUCAUGGGAACAACGGGAGCUUUACCAACAGGGACGACUGGAACAACUUCUACAGUCUGCUCUGUACGAGACAUCUUCUGCUUCGACGGAUUGCGAAAUAAGGGGGAUGAUGACUCGAAGUAACAGUAAGAAGAAGCUGUUGUAAUUAAAAUUAUCUCCUGUGGAUGGUGUAGAUCAUGAAGAUGAACUCUCCUUCUUGGGGAUAGCCGCGAUAGGUAGUAUGGAUUUGUUCUCUGCAUCUUCUCGAGGACAUUUUUAGAGGCGUUUUGUUGAGUCGCUGCGGAUCGUGCAGAUAAGUACAUGGAAAUAACUCAAAAAAAAACCAUAACACUCAAAUUUCGAACUUGAAUUCACGCGUCUUUCUAUAAUCGAACAAAGUUUCUAACACCAUUCACAUAUAUCUUUCCAUACUGCUCAUGUCACAAUUUCAAUAAUUUGUUGAAGAAGUUGUUUGUACAUGAGAGGUCGACGUAGCCGACGUGUAAAUAAUAGAGUAAAUAAAAUAAUAGGUGCGGCGUGCUGCACAAGAACUACUUCUAGUUGUACAUAGGAGGUCGUAGACAGACAAUAAAAUACAUCAACCUAGAAGCAAGAUGUACCGAAUCGGUGUUUAAUAUCCUAUCAAAACAAAACAUAUCAUCUUGUUGAGUACUUGCUACUUAUUAUUAUUCCUUGAGAUUCAUCUCCGAGAUCUGAUGUCCAUGUCUUAGGUAACACAGAAAAAAAUUCAAAAACGGAUAAACUUCUAGUAGUAACUUCAUGUUCAUGUUGAUAUGAGGAUGAUGUAAAAACCUCAUUCCGUGUUGAUGAUGGAAACUGCCAUGUUAAUCCUGCGACUGUAAAUAUCAUUUUGGAUUUUUCUGUCACCGCAUAUGAUAUAAGUAGAUGAUGAAUACAUAGAAGCACUUGAAUUUCAACUUAGUUAAUUACUGGUCCUCGUGCACGACGUGCGUCCGUUUUUAGCAAAGUGGUACAAGAUCUUCGCUAGCCAUACAUCAACUACCUUUUUGUUGUCGUGCACCCACCGUUUUGCUUACUUCUUAUCCUUCGUUGAAUCUUUAGCUUGUAUUAUAAUUACUAAGAGCACUAUUAAGAUGAAGAAUAGGAGAGGUGGUGGAACAUCAUCAAGGAGCAAAUUUUGGGGAAGCACAAGAACAAGGAGAGAGAGAUGAGUAGUUACCAGUAGAAAAUUAUUAUGGAAAAAUAACUACACAGAACUAUUUGUGAGAACGAAUGGGAAUGAGUGAAUGAAUGAAUAGAAGAGUAGAAACGAGAGAAGAACUUAGAAGAGAGUGGACGUGGAGGAAAUGCCCAAAGUAGAGCAGACCGAUGAAAAAAUGCUGUGACGGAAGUCUUUGCGCAAUAGGAG